Molecule: messenger RNA, 1557 nt
Organism: Juglans regia (Persian walnut)
Lineage: Eukaryota; Viridiplantae; Streptophyta; Magnoliopsida; Fagales; Juglandaceae
Product: UPF0496 protein At1g20180-like
Exons: 2
Coding region: 82-1290 (402 amino acids)
Source: RefSeq, a predicted model, not a curated record
ACCUAGCCGUUUUUGAUCGAGACAACUCGCACAUUCAUUUUGAUCUCUCAGUUUCUUCUAAUUAUUAUUUUCUAUAAUCGUAUGAUCCCGAACAUGAGAAGCAUUCAUAUUGGUUGGCCCGAGUUGAAAUCUCCCUUUGGAAGGCCACUAGGUUAUCUUCUCAAUAGCUUAUAUUCUUCUUAUUUUUCCCGUUCAAAAGGCAGAUCUCGGAAGGAAAUUAGCGUCAAUAGCUUGUCAAGCAAGUCAAGCGUGAAUGAAGAAUACACGGAAGCUCUCAGAACGAAGUCUUACAUAGAAAUAUGGAACAAAGCUCAAGGUCAGCUGGGAAGUACAAGCAUUAUAAGCAGCCUCUCUUCAUCGUCGUCUACUCUUCCUCUCUCUAUGCAUCUCUCCGAAUAUUUACUCGAACCACGCCAAGAAACCCUAGUGGAAAUGAUGGAAGGCAUGAACCUACACCACCUUCUAAUUGACUUUUUUGAAGCCAGCUUAGAAGCGUGUAAAGUCUGUGAAUUACUCCUUCAAAGCAUCCAUCAAACACGUGCUAAUUACAAGAAAAUCAAAAGGGUAAUCAAGCUAAGCAGAAGUGUGCAUGAUGAUCGUGCAGAUCAUAAUUACACUGAUAAACAAUGCCGGGCUAUUUCUGGCGAGCUUGCUGCCUUUGUAAUGUUGAAAAACCCAUUAUUGAAUACUGGUGCAGUACAAUUUCGUGACAUUCGUGAUGGCCACAUGAUAUUGCUCCGGAGGCUAACAUCAAAAUACAGAAAGAUAAAAAGGAGAGAGAGACUCCGUAGAAUUUGGAAGAAGGUUUGUGGGACUGGUCUUUUUAUUUCACAGAGCGCACUUCUGAUUCUGCUGCUAAUCUGUGCACUCCAUGGCAUGGUUGGAAUCGUGGCAGCCCCAGCGCUCUUUGCUUUUUCCUUGGGUUUAUCUUGGAAGAAAAGGAAGGGGGCUUGCGGAGGCCGGCUCAAGAAAAGAUUGCCUGAAAGAGUUAGUGGGCAACUUGAUGUUGCCGCCAAAGGGGUUUACAUAUUGAUCAAUGAUUUCGAUACAAUGAGCAGGAUGGUUAUGAGGUUAAAUGACGAGGUAGAGCACCGGAAAUCUGUUGCUGAUGUGUGUGUUAGAAAUGGGAAAUCUGAAAUAUUAAAGGAGGUUGUGAGGGAGUUUCAUGUCCAUGAGUCAAGCUUUCUGGAGCAGUUAGAAGAGCUUGAAGAACACAUCUACCUGUGCGUUCUCACAAUAAACAGGUCCAGGAGUCUUGUAAUUCAAGGGAUAAUGGCGGCCCACCAUUGACACGUACAGAUAUUAAACGUGCAAAAACUGAAAUAUACAUAUGCAUGGUGGAUGACACUAAGACGGUCAAUUUUGAGAUGGAGAUUGCUGUGGAAUAAAGGUUAUUCAUCACCAAGGAAGAGUUCAAUUUAUUCAAGCGCUAAUUUCUAAGCCCGUCAUUCUUUUGUAAUUAACAUAAUGCCAAAAAUAUGGCUUUAAGACAAGUCAAUUAUUAGAAUUCAAUUGCUAUACAUUCCAUUGGGAUCGUAUUCAAUUCGCACCCGAACU